Messenger RNA from Myotis daubentonii (Daubenton's bat), 1148 nucleotides. RefSeq names its product C-type lectin domain containing 17A (gene CLEC17A). NCBI's taxonomy places the organism in Eukaryota, Metazoa, Chordata, Mammalia, Chiroptera, Vespertilionidae. The record is from RefSeq and is a predicted model, not a curated record.
AGAGCCUUAAGGCUCUGAAUGCACCUUCUCAGUCUCUUGUGUUAGCUACAGCCAUGAAUAUCCUGUAUCCUAACUCUGGGUGCCGGAACCUUCCAGGGACCAGAGAGGAUGAUGAUGAUGAUGCUGAUGAUUAUGAGAACAUGGCGCCAUCCUACAAGGCCCUUCCUCCCAAGCCAGCUUCAGCGGCUCCACCAAGGCCUCCAAGGGCAGGAAUACAAGCAGAAACUCCUCCACUUUCCAGAAAGCCCCUGAAAACCACAGGCCUGGACCUCACCCCUGUCACCCGCAUAUCUCAACUGGGAAUUGCUCUCGAGGUUCCUCCAUUCCAGCCAUCCCGAGCCACAACCCCAGUGCCUUGGAUCAGUCAGAAAUCUGGGGGUCCUGGGUGCUUCCAGGAGGAGAGAUGGCUGGUUUUCCUGUGUCUUCUCGUGGUGGUGUCACUCUUCUUGGGCUGCACUGGUCUGGCUGUAACCCUGAUUAAGUACCAGGCGGUGGUGGAAGAACUGAAGAUGUUAACCAUUCAGCAGAUGGCGUGGCAAGCAAAUGUGACUGGCAUGGCGGGGCUUGCUGGCCUGAAGAAGGACAUUGACCGAGUAAGAGCUGACACCAACCAGUCGGUGAUGGAACUUCGGGGCUUAUUAGACUGUGCCAGGGUCUCCUGCCCUGAGGGCUGGCUCCCUUUUAAAGGCAAGUGUUACUACUUCUCCCCCAACACCAAGUCAUGGGAUGAAGCCCGAACGUUCUGCCAAGAGAAUUACUCUCACUUGGUCAUCAUCAGUAGCAUGGAUGAGCAGAACUUUGUGGUCAAGGCUCACGGCUCUCCACGGGUGCACUGGCUGGGACUGAGUGACAGGGAACAUGAAGGGGACUGGAAGUGGCUGGAUGGGUCGCCUGUCACUUUGAGCUUCUGGGAUCCAGAGGAACCUAACAACCUGAAUGAUGAGGACUGUGUCAGCAUGACCAAACAAGGCACCUGGAAUGACCUCGCUUGCAACAUAGCUACAUAUUGGAUUUGUGAGCGGAAAUGCUCCUGUUGAGCCCCAGAGAUGAGACUGGGUGGGGGUCCAUAUCCGAGCGCCCCUUGACUCUUGGAGAUGAGAAGUUCCUGCCCUUCCUGCCUCUCUAGGAACUGAUUUGGAUGCGCCCAA